UAUAUAUUACUUGAAUUAAAAAUCACUACAAAUUUUUAUUUGUUUGAAAUACUAAUAAAAAAAGUUUGUUUAUUAUGUGGUAGAAUUGCUUAGGGGCACUAGAUGGAACUCAUAUUAGAGUGAGAGUACCUAUGGCUGAUAAACCAAAAUAUCGUACUCGAAAAGGUGAAAUAGCUACAAAUGUCUUAGGUGUAUGCUCCCAAGACAUGCAAUUCAUAUAUGUGUUACCUGGAUGGAAGGCUCUGCAGCAGAUGGUAGAGUUUUACGUGAUGCCAUACGUAGAACAAAUGGUUUGUGUGUUCCAAAUGGUAUGCUUUGUGUUUUAGAUUAUACAUUUUUUUGGAUAAGUCAUUUAGGAGACAACUUAAUUCUUAUCUUUAUUUUAUUUUAGGUCAUAAUUACCUUGUAGAUGGUGAAUAUACUAAUUGUAAGGGAUUUCUUGCUCCAUAUCGAGGCCAACGCUAUCACCUCAACCAAUGGGAAGAUGGGAAUCCUCCCAUAAAUCCACAAGAGUUUUUUAAUAUGAAGCACUCAUCUGCUAGGAAUGUCAUUGAGAGAUGUUUUGGUGCAAUUAAGAAUCGAUGGGCAAUUCUUAGGAGUCCAUCAUUCUAUCCAAUAAAGACUCAAAACCGAAUCAUUUUAGCAUGUUGCUUGCUUCACAAGUUUAUUAGGAGAGAAAUGCCUACUGAUAAUAUUGAUAUGCAUCCAGAGAAUGAGAGUGAUAGUGGAGACGAAGAAGAUAGCAUGGAUGCUGAUGGAUCCAUAAGAAGUAUUGAAGCUUCUGAAGGGUGGACAACAUUUAGAAAUCAUUUAGCACUUGAGAUGUAUAACGAAUGGAGAUAACAUAGAAGAGCAAGCUAGUUUUUUUUUUUAUUUCUUAGAUUAAAUGCACAAUGAUUGUCUAGGUUUCUAAAUUUGGUUUCACUUGGCUAUGCCAAUUCAUUUGACUUUUUGUGUAAUUGACCACCCCAAAAACUUAUAUCGCUUGCUUUGAAAUGGAAAAUUUAUCUUUAAAUUUAUGUUUUGUUAUUGGUGUGUAUAUCCAUUCACUUUUAUUUCUUUAUUGCUGGCUAUUUGUUUCUUUUUCAUUCAACUACAGUAUUUCAGCUUUAGUUUUUAGAUUUACAGUAUUUUGAUACCUUAUUUCAGCAUGGAGACUUCAAAAGGAAGAGGUCCAGGACAAAAUAAAAGAUUUUGGAGCGAAGAUGAAGACAAACACUUUGUUGAAGCACUUAUGGAACUGAAUAAUGAAGGGAAGUUUAAAGCUGAAGGAAAUUUCAGGCUCGGUCAUCUUAGAGCUCUUGAGAUGAAAUUAAAGGAGCGGAUGCCUGCAUGUGAUAUACAAGCUAAGCCACACAUUGAGUCUAGAAUGAAGACUUUGAAGACUCAUUUUCAAGUGGUUCAUGAAAUGUUGACUGGACCAUUUUGUAGCGGAUUUGGGUGGGACAACGACAGAAAAACUGUUACUGCAGAAAAGUCAGUGUGGGAAGCAUAUUUGCAGAGUCACAAAGAAGCAGCCCCCUUCAAGAUCAAGUCAUUCCCUUGGUAUGAUGACUUAUGUAUGAUUUUUGGCAAGGAUCGUGCAACUGGAAAAAAUGCAGAGACUGCAGCAGAUGUUGUUGAAGAACUUCAAACUGAAGAAGAAAACACUACUCUUGGAGAAGAUGAUUUCAACUAUGCUAACAAUGUGGAUGAAGUGCCAUCUAUAUCUGUUUCAGAUGCAACAAGAGGUGCUCAAUCUCACACUCAAUCAGAUGGGUCUUCAAAGAAGAAAAGGAAAACUGUAAAUCAUGAAGAACUUUCAGAUGCACUCACACAAUCAGCUUGUAUUAUCGCAAGAGAAAUUGAAAAAGCUUCUAUUCGUUUGAGUAAAGCUAUUGGUGAAGACAUGAAUGAAAAGCAUAUGCAACUUGGGAAAGAGUUAGAAAGGACCACUACACUUACCACAGCUCAAUGUCAUAAGGUAGCUCGCAUGAUUAUGCAAGAUAAUGCUCUGGUUUCUUACUUUUUCAGUGUCCCAGAUAAUGAGAAGGAUGAAUGGGUGACACUUCUUCUUGAUGGCUCUCUCUAA
Messenger RNA from Humulus lupulus (European hop), 2071 nucleotides. RefSeq lists its product as uncharacterized. The transcript is spliced from 2 exons. The record is from RefSeq and is a predicted model, not a curated record. The coding region runs from base 1151 to 2071 and encodes 306 amino acids. NCBI's taxonomy places the organism in Eukaryota, Viridiplantae, Streptophyta, Magnoliopsida, Rosales, Cannabaceae.